Molecule: messenger RNA, 4297 nt
Organism: Gadus morhua (Atlantic cod)
Lineage: Eukaryota; Metazoa; Chordata; Actinopteri; Gadiformes; Gadidae
Gene: ankrd34a
Product: ankyrin repeat domain 34A
Exons: 2
Coding region: 175-1707 (510 amino acids)
Molecular function (GO): protein binding
Source: RefSeq, a predicted model, not a curated record
CACACACACACACACGCACGCACACGACGCACGCACGCACGCACACACGCACACACACACGCGCGCGCGCACAGGAGAGGAGACGGAGUGGAUGUAAUGGCAGCGCGGUCAUGUGCCGUCUCCUGGAGCGUGAGUCGGCAGUGCUAGGCUAACUCCCGGAGGACCACGGGGACCAUGGGGGAUGGAGAGGGCAAUGCCCUUCUCAAAGCCGUCUUCCAAGGCAAGCUCAGACUCACCCGCCUGCUGAUAGAGGGCGGGGCUUACAUCAACGAGGGCAAUGAGCGCGGGGAAACCCCCAUCUCGGCCGCCUGCAUCGCGAGCUACGACAACCCGCAGACCCGCAACAAGAUGGUGCGCUACCUCCUGGAGAAAGGCGCCGACCCAAACAUAGCGGACAAGAGUGGCCGAACUGCCCUCAUGCACGCUUGCGCCGAGCAGGCGGGCCAGGAGGUGGUGUCGCUGCUCCUGGACAACGGAGCGGACCCUAGUCUGAAGGACUACUCCGGCUCCUCCGCCCUGGUUCACGCCAUCAACAGGGGUGACCGGGACACCCUCCAGGUGCUGCUGGACGCCUGCAAGGCCAAGGGCAAGGAGGUGAUCAUCAUCACCACCGACAUGUCGCCCUCCGGCACCAAGAAGACCAAGCAGUAUCUCAACUCCCCUCCCUCCCCUGCAAUACUUGACAAGGCCUCCCCGACCUGCAUGUCUCCAUCCCAGGUGGAGGUAGGCACCUCCAACUCCCCGGGGACAGAAAAGGAAAAGGAUGACGAAGGGAUGUUCAGCUUUGCACUGGCCUUACCGUCAGUGCCGUCCCCGGCGGACCGCAGGCCUCCUCCCCGCAAGCUGCUGAAGAGGCUGAACUCUGAGCCUUGGGGACUCGUGGCCCCCACGGUACUGGGGGCUCUUGCUCAGGACAAGGUGGACGUUGGACUUAAAGAGGAAGCAGAUGCGACCAGCCUGUUCGCCUCAGAACCAGACAAACCAGAACCGGAUAGACCUCUGUUAUGGCGGAGGCACAGCAUAGAGACCCACGAUCCCUGUUCACCAAAGCUCGCCGAUCGCUCCAGCUCCGAGGACUGGCCGACGCUCCCCAGUUCUUCCUGGGCGGACAAGGUCCAGCAGCACCAGAGUCUGUACCGCAGGAACACCGCCCCCGAGACCCAGGAAAACGCAGCCGCGGCCCCCAAGGCCCUCGUCCACCCCAAGCUGACCCGCAUGGACCACUAUGAGUCCGACAGCCACCUCUGCCCAAAGUCCAUCCCGGGAUCCCCAGACUCAGGAAGAGUGUCCGUGGAGAGGAGGCGCUUCAACGCCUCCCCGUUGUCCCUGCUCGCCUCCUCCUCCAAGGAGUCCCUGGAGAACAUCCCCAACUCGGUGUCCCCGCUCAGCGUGCGCCGGCGGGCCCCGGGGCUGCUGGAGCGGAGGGGGUCAGGGACUCUCCUCCUGGACCACAUCUCCCACACCAGGCCUGGCUUCCUGCCCCCCCUCAACGUCAACCCCCACAGACCCAUCCCAGACAUCAGGGUUCCCCCGUGCGGCGGGAAGAUCCUGGUGCCGGUGGCCCCCGCCUCCCCCAAAAGAGGCCCCGACUUCAAGGUGAAGAAGAAGCUGCUGCGGAGGCACUCCAUGCAGACGGAGCAGAUGAAGCAGCUCUCCACCUUCCAGGAAAUCCUGGCUGAGAAGGUUGUCCAGUCAAACGCUGACUAGGAGGAUCCUCCGGUCAAACGCUGACUCAUUCAAGCAACGCAUGUUUGGUAACUAUAACUCCUAGAGGAGUAAGAGGGAUAACCUGUACAACAGACUUCAUCACGUCAAUCAUUUGAAAAAAAAAAACAUUCAGCCUUGUUUUGUAAGUUGAGCUUUGCUGUCGGUGAGGUCACAUUGAACCUAGAAGAGUUGAGAACGGUUGUGUGACUUAUUUAAUGUUUACAAAUGCACAAUUUGCACCAAUGGCAUUUCCAUUUUUCAGAGUAAAAGAUGUGAAAGGCCAAUUGUGAAAUGUGAAAUGAUAUGAGCCAACAGACUUAGUCCUUCAGCCCGGUAUGCCACUGGUCUAAUCUACCAAAUCAUUUGCGGAAAUAUAUUAACAUAGAUUCAAAUUUACGCAUUGAGGUGUUUACAAGAAGAGUUAUCUUUUGUUUAUUAGUGGAUGAAGUUAUAAUUAUGAUGUAUGAUUCAUUAUGAUUAUGAUGUUGAUUCCAAUAUCGAGUAUUGUCAAUCUAUACGCUGUAAUAAUGUUUUACUGGUCUGUUCACUAAAACUGUCCUUUAUCAACUGACCUCAGUUACACAGAACCUUUAUUCAAAGGAUGCUUCAGAGCUAUGUAACAUCCUGUCUGAUCAGGCAGAGAUUUCUUCAGAAAGUUCUUAGAUAUGUUACAUCCUGUCUGAUCACACAGAGCUAUGUAACAUCCUGUCAGAUCACACAGAGCUAUGUAACAUCCUGUCUGAUCACACAGAGCUAUGUUACAUCCUGUGAGAUCACACAGAGCUAUGUAACAUCCUGUCUGAUCACACAGAGCUAUGUAACAUCCUGUCUGAUCACACAGAGCUAUGUAACAUCCUGUCUGAUCACACAAAGCUAUGUAACAUCCUGCAAAUCAGUCAGCGAUAUGUAACAUCCUGUCUGAUCAGGCAGAGCUAUGUAACGUUGUGUCUGAUCAGACAGAGCUAUGUAACAUCCUGUCGGAUUAGCCAGAGUCGGCCGUCACACACAAUGUGAAAUCUGUCACCAGAGGCAGGUUCAGAUUUCAUGUUCCUGCAAAAUAUUAUAAAUACUUGUUGAUAAAAUGGCGCCGGGUGCAAUAGAAGCCCCUUUUUUUUUUUUAAUGCUACGUAGCGGUUGCCAGUGAAGGAGUCUGUAUUGUUUAGCUUGAAGAGAUGAAUGAAUCCCAAUAACAAUGCUUUGCCAGCUCACAUGGUAGCCCCACCUUCGCAAUGGGUGUAAUGAAGGCCAGCGAAGCUCUGGCUCUAUUAAGAUGCUAACUAAAGGAUGAGGGAGGAUUUAGAUUGAAGACAAACUCGAUUCAUCCCCAGUGUCAUUUGGUAAUUGCAAGUAAACUCAUAAGGCCAUUACUCCUGUAACCUUUGAGAAACCGAUUCCUGGAAUAUGAAGUUACCUGGCAAGGAUUAGUUGUUGGAAGAUAUAUUGAUAUGUUUUGUGUUUUGAUUUAAUUUGUUUGCAUUACUUUACAUAGUAAAUUCCAAAGAAAGACCAUGGACAACGAAUGUUGAUCCCACCAACCCUGAAAGAGAUUGCUGUGAAUUCCUCACAGACUGUAUAAAGUGUACAGAUGAGAUAAACCUCAUAUUUCAUGAAAUACUGUAUGUGCAAUAUAGGCAGUACUGUAACGAUCCAACCAAGUGUCAAGUGUUCUUUACGUUCACGUUUAAACAGUUGAGUUAAAAUGGUUCACAAGUAGAACCUUGAGCUAUGCUGAGAGAUGCACCAACCAUAGAACCCUAGUCUAAUCUGGUUAGUGUACUCUACAGGUAACUUCCCAUCAUCUGGAGGUCCUGUUCUUAAUAUAUUGUUAGUCUACCAUACAAGUAACCAAUCAUCAUCUGGAGGUCCUGUUCUAAGUAUCUAAUUUACUCUGGUAAAAUAUUCAAAGUGUCUGCUAAAUUAGUCUAAUCUACAGGUGACUAGCAUCUGGAGCUCUGGUUGUAAACAUUUGGUUAAUAUUGUCAACUGGUUAAGACCAGUUGACAAUAUCUAGUGAAUAAUAUACUGUACUGGUAACCAACCUAUCAUCUGGAGGUUCGGUUCUAAACACCUAGUCGGUCAAUUAUACAGGUAACCUAUCAUCAUCUGGAAGGACUUGUUCUAAACACCUAGUUAGUCUAUAGAACAGGUAACCAACCUAUCAUCUGGAGGUUCUGCUCUAAACAACUAGUUAGUCUAUUAAUCAGGUAUUCAACCAUCAUCUGAGGGUCCUUCACUAAACACCUAGUUAGUCUAUUCCACAGGUAACUUACCAUAACCUGGGGAUCCUAUUCUAUACAACUAGUCAGUCUACUGUACAGGUAAUCAACGAUCCUCAUCAUGUUGUGUUGUGGACUGCCCUGACCGUUCAGCAACAUCUCCAACUGCUGCGUCCGAAGUGCUGAAGAUUUGACUUUGUGCUGAAUAAACGUCUGUAAAUUACUUGAAUUUUAUGAUGAAUCUAAACAAAACGAAAACAUUUUUUUGUAUGCCUGUUAUGAAGUAGUAAAUUAUAUGUAGGUACUCUAUUUUUUGUCUUUUACCCCAAUUGUAAUUUAAUGUGGAAUAAACGUCCAUGUUCAGAUGUAUCAAA